This is a messenger RNA of Cryptococcus wingfieldii CBS 7118, 4026 nucleotides long. RefSeq lists its product as hypothetical. NCBI's taxonomy places the organism in Eukaryota, Fungi, Basidiomycota, Tremellomycetes, Tremellales, Cryptococcaceae. Bases 1 to 4026 code for a protein of 1341 amino acids. The transcript is spliced from 5 exons. The record is from RefSeq and is a predicted model, not a curated record.
AUGGAGUCCACUCCAAGAGCCAGGACCCCAGCGGGCCCUGCUCGUAAACCCAAGAAGAAACGUCCCCCCUCCCCCCUGCCUCCUUCACCUUCGCCCGUCCCAGGUCCGUCUUCUUUGCAAGAGUUCCGCCCGGUUCCGAGACCAUACCUCGCCAGAGCACCGUCGCCUAUAUCGAAUACCCCGCACAACAGGCUGGCGGAAAUGGUGCUUCCGUCUAGCUUUACCAGGCCUCAAGAGGGGCCUUCUGCGCAGAUAUUGGGCGGUGCAGCGGUAGGAUCAGGCGGGUCAGGGAGGGAGAGGGGGCAGAAGAAGAAGAAGGCAAGCCGGUAUGCUCAAGGAUUGUUGGCCCCGCCGAGUAUCGUACCCGGAGGCGUCCCAGCAGCGCCUAGAGUCCAACACCAGCAACUUCGAGACCGCCGGCGAGGUGAAGAUCGGCUCGGAAGGCAUGCGGGCGGUACAGCAAGCCAAACGAGGCUGCAAGAUCUUCCUACUGGAAACCCUAGUCAAACGUCUCUGGGUCAUUUGGCGACGAUCUUGGGGUCGGACCCUGUUGCGGCGGAACAAGAUCCAGCGCCGGCGAGGAGGAGGAGGAGGAUAGUGAGAGGGGAGGAAGAAGAGGGGUUGAGGAGGAGGGUAACGGUGAGUAGUCGGGAGGAGGGGAGGGCGUUGGGUGUGGCGAGGGGAGCUAGUAUGCGGCGGAGGAACGUAUGGGAUGAAAUACCAGACCAAAUGACUCAAGAGUCGGGAGAACCGCCACCGCCGUUCCCCUUUCCGAAUGCUGCCACCGCCCGUCUUCCACCAGCUUUUGCCCGUUCGCCUUUGAGCCAGGAAGAUGCUGGAUCACAAGCCGAUGGAGGGGAAGGAGGUAGAGCAAGGUCGCCACCGCCGACGUGGGAACAAGCAGUUGGCCUGACACCUUCUCCUGCCCCUGCCCCUGCCCCUGGUACUGGGGCUACCUCUGAAGACCAACCAGCUCCGCCCACGCUUGUGAUACCGCCCACUGCUUCACGGCGAUCUCAUAGAGGCAGCUCGACAGAACGGUCGGCGUCACCGGCUUCGACGAGAUACGAAAGCGCCCCUUCAUCCCCUUUCCUUGCCCCAACACCAAACCUCACCAUUCCCUCUUUGAGCGUCAACCCCCCCAGAGGCCCAUCUCCCGCCCCAACAGGUAGAUCUCAGUCUGGUAUAAGCCCCAUCAUUGAACAGGAUGAAAAUGCGGGAAGCGAUGGUGCUGAUGGGGGUGAUGGGAUGACGAAGCAGGAGAGGGAGGAUAGGAGGAUGUGGAAUGCGGAUUUGUUGGCGGGGUAUACGCUUGAGGAGAGGGUUAAGAGGGAGUGGGGGAGGAAGCUUGGUAGGGAGGGUGGGGUAGGGGAGGGGCAAGGUGGGGAGGAGGUCGAGGCUGAACAGCCUCAAUUUCCUGUCGCUGAGGGUCCUGCGAUAGAGGAGCCACCUGUCGCUUCAGAUGAGCAAGAGACUGUAGCGCCGGUGGAAGAGGAUGCUGGUGAGGUCAUCUCUCCAGCCGUCGAGCCUCCCAAUCCUUCGCCCCCUCCACCUUCCCAUACCCCUCCUCCAUCUACACCCACAGAACCUCGACCCCAGACACCUCCUCCUGCCCCAGUACAGCCUGAUCCAGCACCAGCCCCUAUCCCUUCACCAAAGAAACUUAAAAAGUCCAAAAAGAAGGGCAAAGAAUGGGCCAACACAGCCCAAGAAAGAAAGAGGAUGACGAGUACAGAGAUGGGCGAGAAGAGUCCUGUAGCUGCUUCCAGCCCGCGUACACCUUGGUCUACUGAAGCGCCUGCCUACAAGAAAGAGGUGAGAGAGGAAGAAGAGGUGGAAGAAGCGCCUUCGAGGGUUUAUGGACCGCCUAAGGGUACGCUGGUGCCGAGGGAGGAGGAGGUGACUGCUAUCAGACCGAAAGACGAAGGGAAGCCUUCUGAAAAGGCUGGGAGAAAGGAGCCAGAGACGCUACGUCCGUUGGUUCAAAAGACGGCAUGGGCUUCGUCCCCCGAGAUAAACCAAAUCCCCACGCCUGCGCAUGUCAGAUCAAAGUCUAGUGGGAAUGUGCUCGGGGGUGCCAGGGCUAGCGUGUCGCAAGCUGAGGCUGCGGCGCGCAAGCCAGAGGAUGAGCUGACGGUGGGGAGACGGAAAAGCGAGGGAAACCUCGCGGGAUCGGGGAAGAAGGAUGAGAACGCUCGAAUGGGUGAUCUUCCUCCCAGCAGGGAAGCUGCACUCAGAAGACGGGAUUUGGCGGUCCCGAAGCCUACUCCAACAGUUGUGGCGCCUGUCCCUGCAUCACCUCCCAAACCUCCUAUAGCCAAGGUUGAGAAGCUCCGAUAUGGCGUCUCUGGCCCUCUCAUCAACCUUGACGAUUCCGACCCAGCCCCGUCCUCCUCGGCAUCGUCUAUCAGAGCUCCCCAGAAGUAUAUGAGGGAUGAUGAGCGGGGAGACAGCGACAAGGCGGAUGUUCAGAAGAAGAGAGAAUCGAAUCAGAGUUUGUGGAGGCUAGCGGCUUCGUCGGUGGAUCUCUUGCAGUUGCUGGAAUCCGGAGGCGAUCGGGACGAGCCUUCUACAUCCUCCAAACCAGGUCCAGAAGACACCUCUGAGGCUGUCUCCAUCACUGCCCCAGUAGCAAGCUCGAGCAAGAUCCCACCACCCGUCCCUCCCUCUCUAGCUUCUAGACGCAAAAUUCCACCACCCAUCCCUCCACGUCCUCAUUACGUCGUCAACCAGCCUCCUCCUCUCCCCCCGCGGAAAUCUGAUAACCCACCGCCUGUGCCUCCACUGCCAGCGCCAAAGAGACGCCCGCCACCUCCGCCGCCGCCUAGACAUCCUGUUGCUGUUGCUCAGCUCGGUCUUCAGGAUGAAGAGUCCAAGGCCGAGAGGGAUGAGGAGGCAGGAUCGGAGGGCAUCCCGCAGAAAGAUACUGCUGCCCCUCGAGAGGAACCGCCCGUGUCUGCGGCCCCAGCCUCGGUAUCUUCAAAAAGACCUCUCGGCCCUAGGCCCCCACCGCCGCCGAGGCUAUUGAGGUUACGAAGCCCAUGGGCGCGAGAGCAAGCCUCUCCUUCGCUUGUCUUGUCUGAGCCUGCGCCUGCGCCUGACUCACCUGAUAAGCGUGAAGAGACGACAGAGCCUCUCGAGGGGCCGCGUUCACCACCACAAGUCCGUAGGAUCAACGCUGCGCCUGCGCCCGGACCUGUACUCUGGCUUACACCUCUCCCGACGCCUACACCUCUGUCUGACCCCACGGCUGGUAAUAUGACCGCUCCAAGAUUGACCCUCCGUCCCUUAUCAGGCCGGACGCAGAGCGACGUCCACCACCCACACUACGCCCACCUCCCCAGCCAAUCUGCCCCCCAUCCCACCCCCUCUGAAGCCCAGUUGGGUCUCCUCCACCAAGGAGGCUCGGGGGCGGAAGCGGAGGAAGCGGAUGAUACCCGCGUGAAUCGGUCUGCUUCGGCGGUGGACCUGAGGGACGGUGAUGGUGUGGAGCAAGCGGGUGUUGGUGUUGAUGUAACCCACGGCGAGAAUGGGGGCGAGGAUGGCCUCGGGAGGUUGCCGAGUGCACAAGAUGGCCCCGGGCCCGGGGUGCAUAGUCGCCCCGGACCGAGCGUGAUUCGAGAAGAAAGAGAGGGGUCGGCGGGGAGAGAGUAUACGGAUUUGGAGUUGUUUGUGGCUAGGUUGGAUGGCAGUGGGCGAGAAUAUGAAGGUUUUUCACACUUGACGACCUUCCUCGGCCCUUCCAAGCCCGCAGCCGCCUCCCCUGCUGCUCUCGCUACCCUCUUGCCGGGGAUGGUAUCCGUCGAUUCCCGACGUACCACCCCGCAAGGCAAAGUGAAACUCAAACUCUCUCUCUUGGGCGUCAGAGUCGCCAAGUGCCCCAUAUGUCUGAGCCAGUUCAAAGGCGGCGAUAAGGGGGUGCUUGUACCCGGCUGUGGACAUGCGGGGCACGAGAGUUGUGUGAGGAGGUGGUUUAGGGAGGAUGGGAGGUGUUUUGUGUGUAGGGAGGUGUUGAAGGAAGAGUAA